Entelurus aequoreus (snake pipefish) is the source of this 1228-nucleotide messenger RNA. RefSeq names its product thioredoxin-like 1 (gene txnl1). The transcript is spliced from 8 exons. Bases 167 to 1036 code for a protein of 289 amino acids. NCBI's taxonomy places the organism in Eukaryota, Metazoa, Chordata, Actinopteri, Syngnathiformes, Syngnathidae. The record is from RefSeq and is a predicted model, not a curated record.
GAAGGUCACGUGUCUAUUCUUUUCCUGCGUCUGAAGUGUGGCUCACCAACAGACAGCGAGUUAGCUACUGUACUCACGCAAAGCUAAAAACAUUACAUAUAUAUUUUAUAAUAAUCCACUGGAAUAAUUCCGUGGCAACAAGACCUCGCUACUGAUAUAAACCACCAUGGUCGGCGUUAAAGUGAUCGGGAGUGAUCCGGACUUCCUACCGGAGCUAGCGGCCGCAGGCUCCAGGCUGGCGGUGGUAAAGUUCACAAUGGCCGGGUGCGGACCAUGUGUCAGAAUAGGUCCAGCAUUUAACACGUUGAGUAACAAGUAUCCACAAGUCGUCUUCCUUGAAGUAGAUGUCCACGUCUGUCAGUCAACAGCGGAUGCCAACAACAUAUCAGCCACACCGACAUUCUUGUUCUUCAGGAACCGGGGUAAAGUGGACCAGUAUCAAGGGGCGGACGUUGCGGGUCUGGAGGAGAAGAUCAAACAGUGGACAGAAAAUGAUUCAGGAAAUGGCGAUGACUCCGACAUACCAAAGGGAUAUAUGGACCUCAUGCCUUUUGUCAACAAAGCCGGAUGCGAGUGCCUCAACGAGAGUGAUGACUGCGGCUUUGACAAUUGCUUAGUAAAAGAUUCUUCUUACCUGGAAUCAGACUGUGAUGAGCAGUUGCUUACAACAAUCGCUUUCAACCAGCCUGUGAGGCUCUUUUCCAUGAAAUUACAGUGCUCGGAAUUUGCCCAGGCUCCUAAAGUAGUGAAGGUGUUCAUCAACCUCCCGCGCUCGAUGGGUUUCGACGACGCUGAGAGGAGCGAAGCCACCCAAACUUUGGAGCUGUCAGAGGAGGACUACAAAGACGACGGGAUAAUCCCUUUGCGCUAUGUCAAGUUUCAGAAUGUGCAGAGUGCAACGGUGUUCGUCAAAUCAAACCAAGGAGAUGAGGAGACUACAAAAAUCAACUACCUGACUUUCAUCGGCACUCCAGUACAGGCCACCAACAUGAAUGACUUUAAAAGGGUUGUGGGAAAGAAAGGAGAGAGUCACUGAGCGGGAAAGAGGAGGAUGAUGCCUCGAAGGACUUUGCCCUUUGCCAAAGCUGCCACACUUUAAAGCAGAUGUUUCUUUACACAUCAGCACAACCUCCUCAAUCUCGAAAUGAAUAAAUUGUCAGUCGCUCUGUCUAUAAAUCAUUUCUAUUGUUAUUCUAAUUAAAUCCCCUGUAAAUAAAACUGUCCUUUU